CUGGUACUGAUUGUACUGAUUGGUCGCCGCUCACCCUCUUCUCCACCUGUCUUAUCUCCACGGUCCCCCACCCACUGUGAUCCACUCCUCCGCUUCUCCCCGAAUUUCAAGUCUCGCUCUUAGAUGGCAACCCCUUAGCUUCUUAUGGUGAUAGAUCUAGUCUGCUCAACAUAUCUCCCUGCAACGAUAACAGGAUCUUGGAGCGCAGUAGUACUCCUCUCUAGGAGUCAAUUCUUGUGAGACGUGCAGUGGGGGAACGAAGCUGUAACGUUUCUUGUCGCCGAUCCGCCUUUCGUUGUGAGUGGGAGGAUGGAGCGUGGUGUGCGCCAUUUCACACUCCUUAUGGCAGACGUAAGACGCGUCUACUGUUGCUCGUCGUCGAUCGGAGGAUGGAGCAUUGGUACUCGAAAUGAAUUAUACAACCAAAACCAAGGCACGACGACCACGAAGACGACCACAGCGUGUUCACGACGAUGAUCGCGAACCACGACCACAACGCAUCCAUGCCAACGCGUUCACAACCACGCCCACGCAUCGACAACCACGAACACAGCCAUGCAACUGCGACCACGCUCACGAUUGCUCCUCCAGACCACCAAGUCAACUCCACGGGAUAGCGGCAGCGUGCACAGGGUCGAGUAGCGGUAGCGUGCCGUCGAGUAGCAGCGAUUGGAUGGAUGUAGGCGAGAAGUCUCCGAACUAG
Messenger RNA from Laccaria bicolor S238N-H82, 703 nucleotides. RefSeq lists its product as uncharacterized. The coding region runs from base 410 to 703 and encodes 97 amino acids. The record is from RefSeq and is a predicted model, not a curated record. NCBI's taxonomy places the organism in Eukaryota, Fungi, Basidiomycota, Agaricomycetes, Agaricales, Hydnangiaceae. The transcript is spliced from 5 exons.